UAGAGUCAGACCUGGUACUGCAGGGGGAUCGGCUCGGCCGCAGUCAUUAUUUUUACACGGUACGAUCUGCUCAUCAAACUAUGGGUGUAUAUUCCAACGAGGCCUCGUCAAAUACCUCGUGGUCAGAAGCAGUGUGUCCAGGCUACGUUGAUCUUAUGAUGAUCAGAGAGAGAUUGAAGAAAACCUUCAUUCCAUACUUUGAGGAGUAAAUCAAGUGAACAUAUUGAAUACCAUGUAUAGCUGCUUGGGGACGAUGCUGAAAUGUUGUGUUUUGCACCAGUUAUGCCAAAAUUCCAAGUCAUCAGCACUUGCAUCUAUUUGUAACUCCCAUAGCAGAAACAUACUCACAAAAUACUGUCAUCAUACUACUAGAAAGUUUCAUCUUGAAAUGCUGAUACAAGAUACUGAAUGUUCAAAGCCACAAUUUCCAUUUACUUGUAGGCCUAGUGUUAAAUUACCAGCUUGUAGUGUACAUGUCACACAGCAGGCUAGCAACCAAUUUUGUGCAACUUUUCCUGCCAUGCUGUGGACGAGUAGUAGACCUUUACUAAACCAUCUGACACGUAAACAUUGCAUUGUAAGACACUUAAGCUCAUCGCAUGCCACGUCAGAAGAAGAUCCACUUUCCCCAUCGAGUCACCAGUUCCAGUUUUAUUUAGAAGAAUUAUUACAAGAGUUUGACGAAAUCUCAUCUAGGUUGGGUUUGGGUAUUGGUGAUGAUAUGCAACAGAAGAAGAUUGUGAAGAGGAGACAAGAAUUGGGACCAGUAGUUGAAAAGAUUAAUGAAAUACAUGAGAAGAAAGAAGAAUUAAAUGAAGUUAAAUUAUUGCUUAAAGAUAAUGAUGCUGAAAUGAAACGCUUAGCAGAACUAGAAAAAGAGAAGUGUCUGGAUGCCUUAGAACUAUUAGAAGAUGAGCUACUGUCUAUCUUGAAACCAACUACUGAAAUCGAUGACAAUGAUGUCGUUGUUGAGCUGACAGCAGGUGUUGGAGGACAAGAAGCCAUGCUGUUCACAACCGAUAUAUUUGAUAUGUACCAGAACUAUGCAAAAUACAAAAGGUGGAAGUUCACAGAGUUGGUGUACAACACAAGCGAUUUGGGUGGUGUGAGGCAUGCCACUAUGAGCAUGCAAGGCCCAGAUGUGUACAAACUUAUGAAGUAUGAGGGCGGUGUUCAUCGUGUGCAGCGUAUCCCAAAAACGGAAAAAGCUGGACGGGUGCACACAAGUACAAUGACCGUAGCAGUGUUACCACAGCCUAAAGAGAUUGAUCUUCAGCUUGAUCCAAAAGAUCUUCGGAUUGAAACCAAGAAGGCGAGUGGCGCAGGAGGGCAGCAUGUUAAUACUACUGAUAGUGCUGUUAGAAUUCUACACAUUCCAACAGGAAUUUCUGCAGAAAGCCAGCAAGAGAGGUCGCAGCACAAGAACCGCCACAUAGCUAUGACAAUGCUCCACGCACGUAUCUACAAAAAGCAAUUGGAAGAACAGAACUCACAGGAGAGAAUGUUACGGAGCCAACAGGUUGGGACAUCAGGGCGGUCAGAGAAGAUACGUACGUACAAUUUCAACCAAGACCGUGUAACUGAUCAUAGAAUAUCAAUGAAUACUUUUGACGUUGAAGGAUUCCUUGGUGGUGGUGAACUCCUAGAUGACUUAAUUUCAAAACUUUGCUAUCAAGACGAUAUGGAUACGUUACGAAAUACGAUUGAGAAAGUAUUCAGAGACCAUCAUGAAACAUAACGCAAUUAUUUGUCUAUUAGUUACACCACCAGGCAGCUGGGUAUUUGUCACAUUAGAAUUUGAUAAAAUGAUGAGGAGAGUCCGAAGGCUCCCACGAGUCACGGGAGUUUCCCAGAAAUGAGCACAGUGUCUCGCACUCCUGCGAGCAAGCAAAUCGCCCUUCUAAAAUCUAACCAAUGUUCUGCAAUUCAUGUUUGCAUGUUUUUACUACAGUGCUGUAUUUUAAAUUGUUUCCAUAAAAUUAGCAGACCAUUGGGGGAUACACAUGCCCAGGCCUGGAAAAAAAAUGUUUGUGCCUCCGACCAAGAAAAUUGUCUCGAUAAAAUUCCUCCAGCAUCAAAUGUUAUCUUUACACUAUAGCCCAACAAUUUAUUUUUUUGAAUUUUUUCCUCACAAAAUUCCUCCAGGACAUUCAUGAUGCCUCCGACUGCCAGUCGCGCACAUUUUCCAAUCCUGCACAUGCUCGUAACUAUGCAAUAAAGAUGUUGUCCAUUAAAACUCAUUAAACCAGAUCUACCUGAAAUGGCUUUUCCCAACUUGUGACCCCUGCUAUUAAUGUAAAACCCUUUUUUGGCACGAUGACUGUUAUAAUUGUACCAUAAGAGAGUUUCUCCAUUAGGCGAGACUGUUUUUUACAUUGUUUAGCGACCUUAGUUUUUCUUACUGUCAGAGGAGGGGGAAAAAUAUAAUAAAAUGUUUUCUUAUUUAGCAAAAUGGUUUUGCACAAAGCAUCUAGAUGGAGGAGAAAAUAAAAAUUCAAUUUUAUUGAUGAAUGUAAAGAGUGUAGUAAUUGGAUAAAUAAAAAAUGUAUAUUUUAUUUGUUGAUAUUUCAAGGAGGCAGUGGACGCAAUAAAAAUAAACAAAAUAAAAUUUUAGUUUUGUUUAUGGUGGCUGUUAUGCUAACUGGCUCAAAAUAACAUUUAACUUUUAUUCAAAAUCAUUAUCGGUGGAUUUGUGAAACAAGAUAUAAAAAACAACUCGCCUUAGAUAACAAUAUGAAACAGCUCGCAUCAGAAAUGUACAAGUAAAGAAAAUAAGGUACAGUACUUGCCUUUAAUUCUUGUAAUGAUCCAAAUUACGGCAGAUAAAGUCUAAAGUAAAAUAAUUCUCAAUAAAUAUACUUGUAAACUGGGAAGCUGGUAACAAAAUAAUGGUGGAUUUUAAAAGCAGCCUACUCACAUGUACAACUGAACUGCAACUGAUUAAAACAAAGAACAACAACACACCUGUGUGGGCCAGCAACUGAAUGCAAAUGAAAUACACUGAAUAACAAUUGAAUUGAGAACUUCUAGAACUCAUAAAACUGCAAUGAUAGGCACCUUUUCCCAUUUAAAGCUACAUUUACACUAGACACGAUUAUGACACAAUAGAGAUGCGCGCAGUGUUGAAGAAUACAAACUAUGUGAUAUGUCGUCGUGUCGUAAUCGUGUCUAAUGUGAAUAUAGCUUAAUAGUAAUAAUUAUUAAAGAGCCUCUGUUAAUUGUUGAUGAGACAAGGUAAAAGUUAUGCAGUAUUACCCACCUCAGCCCCACAGUGGAUUAGACAGGUGUGUACAAUUUGAAUGAACACACUUAGGUAUGGGUGUAGACUGUGAGGGGGUGGGGGAACUGAAACCACCUUAUGCCCCUGCUUGGUGGCCAGAAAUGGUACUGUUAGAUCAUGCUUUUAUCAUAUUCAUAUUUGUCAUCUUACAAACAUGUUUGAUAUCAAUAAAUAAUGAAGUAAAGUA
Molecule: messenger RNA, 3467 nt
Organism: Anneissia japonica
Lineage: Eukaryota; Metazoa; Echinodermata; Crinoidea; Comatulida; Comatulidae
Product: peptide chain release factor 1-like, mitochondrial
Exons: 7
Coding region: 233-1738 (501 amino acids)
Biological process (GO): translational termination
Molecular function (GO): translation release factor activity
Source: RefSeq, a predicted model, not a curated record